AGCCGGUUGACAUAAAUAAACAAAACUGGUGUUCCUGAUCUUUUGAGUGUUACUUGAUGUCUGUUUGUGCGUAUUUUAAAGUGUUGUGCUUGAUAUUUCGCAGAAAAUAAGUAAUUAGCUAAAAGAAAUGUCGCAGACUUCGCAGAACGUGCGUCUUCAGCUGCAACGAGUGAUUGCACGAUUUAAGUUUGAAGAAUUGGAAUUAGCAGUGCUACCCAUUUUCCCUGAAUUGACGUGGAACAAUUUAAGGUCGUUGUUGAUGGAGCAUCAUCAAAAUUUUACAACUCGUGCAUCUAUUAGCAUCAUCGAACAAAUUAUAACAGCUGCAAGAAUUGGAAACAAUGACUUGAGAGAUCGACUAUCAAUCCUAGAAGUGAUAGAGGUGAGUCGGCAUUCGAAUCACAGAAUUUGGACAUGCCACGAAUUACGUGGCGAGACAAUGACAACGUCUGGUUCUCAAUCAGACAGCGAAAUACGAGACAGAGUUGCGAAAGCAUUUUUGAGAAGUAUCCAAAAAAUGGAAGUGCAAAUUACGUCACAUAACGGGAUAACUUUCUUGACGCUACGAUCAAGCAACCAAUCUACAACUCGACGAGUCAAAAAAGGCGAAACUUUAUAUUUUGCCCUUUGUAAAGGGGAGAAAUAUUUCUUUAGUGGGAAGAAAAAUUUAGGGAAAGAUUAUUUAAUGGCUAUGGCGCAAGGUUUGGGUUACACCAACACAAAGCCUAGCAAACUGUCUGGUAGAGAAUUGAAAUCGCUCAUAAAGCUGCUCAGGGCUAAACAGCAAGGAGCGAUAAACAAUGAACAUGUAUCUGGGCCUCCUGUGUAUCCAGGCCUGCAGCCUGUAGUUCGAAGCACAGGAAUAGACUUUACUGAAUCUAAACAAAGAGGGGAAUUUAUAGAUAAAUGUUUUGGGACUGAGCCGCCGAAAACCGAGAUGCUGGCUGUUAAUAUUGCUUCUGAAACAUGGGACUGUCCAGAAUUAGUUCCUGAAAUGGAGGGAGAAUCUGGAAUUUGCAAGUGGGAAUUUCACAGCACCUACAUACCAGGCAUGAUGAAGAAAUUGGUACAACGUCGUGUUCUGACUAUUCCAUUACCAAUUUAUGUUCAGGACAUGUUGAUAAUAGGGAGAAAUGAAACGACUUUGCGUUCAUGUUGAGCAUUUUAAAACGCAGCAUUUAUCAAGCUAGGAACAAUGGCACUCUGCAUACCAAGUUGACAAUGGUUCUGGGGUACUAAUGACAAUAUUUAAUUAUUUCGAUACUGGUUAGAAGCUUUUAAUGACAAUGCUCAAUUAUUCAGUCAGUUCGAAAUAAAUUCUGUGAUUAAUAAGAUUUAUUUUGGGCGUUUGUCCACCCAAAAUAACGAUGCAAACGGUGCUAGCGAUAUCUGUUUUAAGAGGAAGCUAUCAUUUUUUGAAAUUUU
This is a messenger RNA of Diprion similis, 1425 nucleotides long. RefSeq lists its product as uncharacterized. The record is from RefSeq and is a predicted model, not a curated record. The transcript is spliced from 6 exons. NCBI's taxonomy places the organism in Eukaryota, Metazoa, Arthropoda, Insecta, Hymenoptera, Diprionidae. The coding region runs from base 128 to 1159 and encodes 343 amino acids.